Salvia hispanica is the source of this 1075-nucleotide messenger RNA. RefSeq names its product PLATZ transcription factor family protein. NCBI's taxonomy places the organism in Eukaryota, Viridiplantae, Streptophyta, Magnoliopsida, Lamiales, Lamiaceae. The record is from RefSeq and is a predicted model, not a curated record.
UUUAUACUCGAUUUAAUCACAUUUUUACAAUCUUUCUAUUUCUCUCUCUAAAUAUCAUUUGAUUUAUUUCCGCACUUUACACCUUUAUGUAUCUCACUGCAAUCACUCUUUCAUCUCUUUCGACUCUCCACAAUCUUCUCCAAUCUGCUGAUUCUUCACACUUCCCUCCGCUUUCUGCAAAUUAAAACAUCAACGCGCUUUCUUCAAGUUAUAUCCAGAGAAAUCCACUUCACAAUAAUCAGAAAAUGGUUGGAUGCAAAAUCCGGUCGAGGAAGAGAAAAUCGGCGGCGGCGGAGGAGUGGAUCAGCGGUCUGCUGAGGAGCGAAUUCUUCCGUACGUGCGUCGAUCACGAGGAGUUCAGAAAGAAUGAGAAGAAUUUGUUUUGUAUAGAUUGCAAUCUGUGCUUAUGCAAGCAUUGCGUGACUUUAUCGCCGCCGCCGCACCACCGCUGCUUCCACCGCCUCCUGCAAAUCUGUAAAUACGUUUACCGCGACGUCGUUCGCCUCCACGAUAUUCAGCCAUAUCUAGACUGCUCUCUCAUACAAGCAUACAAAAUAAAUGGGGAAAAAGCAGUACAUUUGAAUCCAAGGCCUCAGCAAAAAGAUGCAAAAAGUUCAAAGACAAAAGGUGGUGGCACUUGCUGUGAAGCUUGUGGCAGGCACAUUCAAGACUUGCCUAAUCGCUUCUGUUCCAUUGCUUGCAAAGUUUCUGUCGGCGAAGAAGAAAUCACAAUAAAUGGAAGCAACAUUAUAGGUGCUACGAGUGGCUGGAGCGAUGGGCAAAUUCCGAGUUUGGAAACAGAAGAAAAUUCAUAUGAAAACGGAUAUACUUCUUUAACGGAGUCGUGUGAAGUCAUUCAAGCGUGGUUACUGAGGCCGAAGAGGAUGCUGCACAAGAGAAAGAGUUUGCCAAAGAGGUCUCCCUUGUCUUGAAUUUUUUUGGUUCAGUGUGUUGGACUAUAUUGUUGUGAGACGGAUCAAGAUUUGAAUCUUUAAUCAUACGGUAUAGCAUAUUUGUAAUUACAAACACUAAUAAAAUUGCAAAUACAAUGUUGAAAUAUGAGUUUAGAUUCGAA